Molecule: messenger RNA, 1470 nt
Organism: Paramacrobiotus metropolitanus
Lineage: Eukaryota; Metazoa; Tardigrada; Eutardigrada; Parachela; Macrobiotidae
Exons: 6
Coding region: 237-1262 (341 amino acids)
Source: RefSeq, a predicted model, not a curated record
CGCACCGGAAAUAAGUACGUACAAGCGCAUUGCAAUUGUUGUGUUUGAAAUUUGCGGUGAUUCCUGCCUCCUUGUUUCCUACUGUUUGAUCCAAUUCCAGGCCGAUCCCGCAGCAUCGAAUUAUUUGGAAAGUGUAUUUCCAGUCAGCUGAUUAAUUCUGUUGAAUAAGUUGCGAGAAUCGAAACUGAGGUGUCGUCAACACUUACCGUUUGACAUCAGCCGUCAUCCCUUGAUCCAUGAUGGAGGUACUCCGCGCAGCGUUGAUUAUCGUUGUUCUCUCGUGGACUGCUGUGGGACAGGAAGAUGCCAUUGCCGCCAGGCGAGAAGGCGCCAACAGCAGCCAGCUGUACGUCGUUCAACCGGCUGAUUUGCCCGCCGUGGUUGCUGCGCUCAAGGAGCAUUUCCCGCAGGCACUUCCGCUAUUCGUUCAGGCACGCAACAUGCUGUCGGGUAAGUGUGUCUGGCCGUUGACACAACUCAUCCUGGACAAAUUCCCUGACUUUACGGUGGCAAUGACCCGACCGGUACCCCGCGACGACAACGCCACGCAGGAGUACGUGGUGCGUGGGAAGACGCGGCAGGCUGUCAGCUUCUUCGCCAAGGAUUCUGCUGCCCUGCGGCGUUUCCUGCGCGACAACUUCAUGCAGUUGGUGGACUGGUACCGACCGGUGAUCUUCAGCGCUGUUCCCGUUGAGUUUGUCCCGCUAAUGAUCGAAGAGACCACCCACAUCGGCAACAUCCGUAUCGAAGACGGCCAGCACGAUAACCGCUCGGACCACGUUCUGCUUCUCCGCGCAAAGGAUCUCCAGCGCAGUACCGCACCGGCGUUGCCUGCCGGCUACCGCCUGGGCGUCCUCGAACCACAGCAUAUCCCAUUGUUGCUGAGUCAAUGGAAGUUUGUGGGCCGACUGGGUCAUGGCGUGGACGCCACACCCUACUUCCGCUACCUACUGACUCACGGGUUUCCUAGCGUGGCGCUUUUCGACCAACAGGGUCAACUGGUCGCCGGCAACAUAUAUGAGCCCGAUGGAAACUUGGGCCAGGGAUUCGUUAAGGCAGCGGACGGACAGCAGGGCGCGUAUCUGGAGAUCGUUAACCGGCAUUUAGCGGAGAAGGUCUUUUCGCAGUUGGGACAGGAGACGGCUUGGGCUUACAUCCAGGAGGACGAUGCGGCCACGUUGCGCUCUUACGAGCAGCUGGGCGCCCAUAAGGCUGCCCAUUUCACCACACAGACCCUCGAUUACAUUCCAUACAUGAUCUAAACAUAUGGCCAACUUCUACUGUGUAGUUUUGAUUCAUUUUAUUUUUUGUGACGCUGUUAACGCUUACCUUAAUGUGAUACUCAGAUUUUAUGUUUUAGUUUAUUAGUAUACGCGCUUAAUGUGCUGUCCGCGAGUAGGAAAGCUCGCAAAUGAUUGUGUGGAAAGAUAACAACUGUUAAAACCAACUGUAAUAAAAAAAAAAUGGAAA